AUGAAGUGCAUUAUUUUGACGGUCGUUCCUCUCCUCGGAGGUUUUCUCUUUCCUGUUACUUCUGCCAUUCCUGUUGGAGGUGAAUUUCUGCUUGAAAGAGAUCAGAACACACAGGAGGACUGGAUUGCUCCGUCUAUCGUCAGUUUCGAUUUUACCAACGCCGAACACAAUGGUGAUGACAAACGCUCUUUUUUGGACUCGCGUGACUCCUCAACUACUCUUUCCGGGUUAGCAGGUUGUCUUCAGCAAGACGUUCCUGGCUGGCCGAAAAAGCAGCCGUCUAAGGAGCAAUUCAACAUUCGUUUAAAGCAAUCAGGCUUAGGUGUGUCCUCGAAGCGCAGCGAUCCAACAUCUGCUCAGGCACCGUCAAAGGACGGUAAUACUCUGAGUGGGGUCUACCAGACAGCUAAUGUGGUCCUAUCGAACUUCCUCACGGGUGAUGAUAUGAAAAAAUUGGCACCUGGAAUAUGUGAUAAAAUAGUCACACUUGCAGCAGGAAUUGUGAACAAAGAUGCAGGGGCAAUCUCAUCAGCCUUGACACUCCAGGGUGGGCAUAAGAAAGGUCUCUCAAUCGUACACAAGGGCCGCAUGCUACAAGUGGUUGGUACAGUGGCUAAUCUUGGUGGUAUCAAUACCAAGUCCACGCUGGUCGAUCUAUGUGUGGAUGCGAUCAGAUACCAGGCAGAGACAUGCACAGCUGAGCUGAAGUAUGGAUCUUUUGAACACCAGAUCGACCAUGUCGCGAAGGCAUCUACCUCGACCUGGAGAGAUGCCAGUGGCGCUGCACAGGCUAUCUUUGACUUUGGCUUUGCUAUGCCUGGGACUUUAAACUGA
Molecule: messenger RNA, 834 nt
Organism: Penicillium canariense
Lineage: Eukaryota; Fungi; Ascomycota; Eurotiomycetes; Eurotiales; Aspergillaceae
Exons: 4
Coding region: 1-834 (277 amino acids)
Source: RefSeq, a predicted model, not a curated record